Molecule: messenger RNA, 726 nt
Organism: Cicer arietinum (chickpea)
Lineage: Eukaryota; Viridiplantae; Streptophyta; Magnoliopsida; Fabales; Fabaceae
Product: heat shock protein HSP17.6-II-like
Source: RefSeq, marked validated
ACAUAACAAAAACCAACGAGAACAAAACGAGUGAUAAACAUAAAAACUUCUCCCAAAAAAAGCAAUGGAUUUCAGAUUAAUGGGUUUAGAUUCACCACUAUUGAACACACUGCACCACAUAAUGAACAUAACUGACGACACAACAGAGAAGAACCUAAACGCACCAACACGAACCUACGUACGCGACGCAAAGGCAAUGGCAGCGACACCUGCAGACGUGAAAGAGUAUCCAAAUUCAUACGUAUUCGUUGUUGACAUGCCUGGGUUGAAAUCUGGUGACAUUAAGGUUCAAGUGGAAGAUGACAAUGUGCUUCUCAUAAGUGGUGAGAGAAAGAGAGAAGAAGAGAAAGAAGGGGUUAAGUAUUUGAAGAUGGAAAGAAGGGUUGGUAAGUUUAUGAGGAAAUUUGUGUUGCCUGAAAAUGGUGAUGUUGAAGGGAUUUCUGCUGUUUGUGAAGAUGGUGUGCUUACUGUUACUGUUAAUAAGUUGCCUCCUCCUGAACCUAAGAAGCCUAAGACAAUUGAGGUUAAGAUUGCUUGACCUGGAUGUCUUCCAUUCCAUGUUUGCAGAGCAGCAGUUAUGUCCGUUUUUUUUAGUUUGUUUUUGUGACAAUGGUUGUGUCUUUCCGCAAUUGUCUGAAAUGAUAAACUCAUGAUCAUGCGAUGUAAUGUGUGCUUUAAUAUCAACAUGAAUUUUAAUUACCUUGUGUGUUUUCAAUCUUUUUUUUA